Penicillium canescens is the source of this 804-nucleotide messenger RNA. RefSeq lists its product as uncharacterized. The transcript is spliced from 2 exons. Gene Ontology annotation, molecular function: RNA-DNA hybrid ribonuclease activity; nucleic acid binding. The record is from RefSeq and is a predicted model, not a curated record. The coding region runs from base 1 to 804 and encodes 267 amino acids. Lineage: Eukaryota; Fungi; Ascomycota; Eurotiomycetes; Eurotiales; Aspergillaceae.
AUGACCGACAUCAAGCGCGGAGUGAUGACACUGACCGACGAGCACAACUAUGAAGCCAAGGUUACCCAGGGCGAUGAUUGCUGGCACAGCUCCACUAUGCACACCCACCAUUCUUUCGCCCCAUCCAACACGAAGCCCUCUGGAGAUGACGGCAAAGACAAGGUGACACUUAAAGGCCGCCGCUUUAUCGCAGAGAAUGAAUACCCACCCAGAUUCAGCCUGAAAGACAUCGAAGUAGAAAUCGGCGCCUGGAUGUGCGUUGCCUGUCCAGCAUCGACCAGCACAUGCCCAACCUGCAAGCAAUUCGAGGGCCACGAGGACUCCCUCCUCCUUGCGAUCCAUGGAGCCUGCAUCACGGAGAAGAAAGUUACGCGCUCCUCCUUCGGAUUGUACUACGGCGUCAACAAUCUAGAGAACGUCUCACAUGCCAUCACCGGCAAGGCUCAUACAAACCAAAUCGCUGUGUUGACCGCUUGCCUGCGGGCCCUACGCAACGCAACUAGCAUUAUGAAUGAGCGACUGAAGCUGUCUCGCAAGGGAAACGAGCUCGUGCCUCUGCGUACUUUCAUCAUCAAGACCGAUUCCGAGUAUCUGGUUCGUGGCAUCACCGAGUGGCUGCCUAAGUGGAAGGAGGCUGGAUGGAAGACUUGCAAGGGUGUGACUGUUGCCAAUGCUGACUUGUUUAAGCUGGUGGAGGCUGGUAUCACUGUGCUGGAGAGAGUUGUUGAGGUCAAGUUCUGGCUUGUGCCCAAGGAGAACAACCAGGAGGCUGAGUGCCUGGCGAAGUGGGCUAUCAUGCACUGA